AUGUCACCACUUCUCAAGUCUCGACUUGCUCGAAGAGUCGCUUGCGCACUCCUCGCUUUAUCCUUUGCAGUCUCCGUGUUUGCGCAGACCAGUGACCUACCGGUAGAAUCCUCCAAUGCCACCAACCAUUUCGACUCUGGCUCACACAAGGCGGCAACAGCAACAGCGGCCAAGAAGUCAUCUUCCAUCCUCCUCAAGGGUGCUACCAUCAUUGCCUACGACGACCAGAAGAACGAGCUUGACAUCAUUCGCGGUGGUUCCCUUUUGAUCAUCAACGACCGCAUCGCCGACGUCGGCAAGAAACUCACCACCCCUAUCCCUGAGGGAACCGAAGUCGUCGAACUGACCGACAGCAUCAUCACUCCUGGAUUCGUCGAUACCCACAAGCACUCGUGGCAGCACCUCUACCAAACAAUGGGCCCCAACGUUCUUCUCGGUGAAUAUGUCUACAAGUUCUCGGGGGUCUCCAAAAUCACGACCCAGAUCAAUGCCGAUGACUCGUACAUCUCAACAUUGAUGUCGCUUGCUGAUUCGUUGAAUUGUGGUGUCACGUCUGUCCUGGACCACGCCCACGGUACAUUCACACCAAAGCACUCUGAAGCCAUGCUGAAGGCCCACAUAGACAGCGGCGCCCGUGUCUGGAAUGCGUAUAGUAUCGUUCCAAUCGCCUCGACCAAGGGAGGCAAGUUUCACUUCGAUUGGACGGGACAGGAACCGGGUGGGUGGAAGUGGAGGCAGUUGGAGCAGUUGGCAAAGGAGGCGCCUUGGGCUGAUGGCAGGGUUCAGCUUGGUCUUGGUUGGGAGAUGGGACGGGAUGAUAAUGAAAACAAAUAUGGAUUUGAUAAGGCCUCGGAGCUCAAUGUAUCGGUCGUGACGCUGCACCAUGUCGGAUACCCUAUGCAAGCCGCCGGCGUGUCGACAAAACCCAUCUACCAACUAAAUGCUUGGGGAUACCUCAACAAGUCCUACCCCGUCGUUUUCUCUCACGGAACAGUCGCCGACGGCGCCGACCUCAACAUCCUCCGAAACACCAACCAUUUCAUCUCUGUCACCCCCGAAUCCGAACACCAUUACACCCACGGCCAACUCUUCACUAGCGCCCUUCUCGAACAAUCCGCCCUUGGAAUUGAUACCUCCUACACCUUUUCGUCCGAUAUCCUGACCCAGAUGAGACUCCAACUACAGUCGACCCGUAGUGUUGGCGCUAAUGUCGCACACUUCAAUUUCCGAUUCGCCAACAACACUGCCAUGACUGUCGAUCAGGUCUUCUUACUCGGUACCAGGAAUGGAGGUCUGGCGUUGCGUCGCCCGGACAUUGGAGUCAUCAAGAAGGGUGCCAAAGCGGACCUGGUCGUCUUCAACACCGACAACACUGCCACCUCAGCGUUCUACGAUCCCGUCGCCACCGUCGUCCUACAUUCGCACGUCGGCAAUAUCGAGCAUGUCAUUGUUGAUGGCAAAUGGGUCAAGCGGGAUUACAAACUGGUGGGCUUGGACUGGAAGACGACCAAGGCCGCGUUUAAAAAGUCGGCGAGUAAGGUUCAAAAGAUUUUGAUGGAGUACGGCAAGGACUGGGGUCGACUUCGCGUUGAGACGUUGCAGGCGUUUGGGAGUAAAGAGAGCGAUUUUAUGAAUAUUCCCGUUGUUAAUGUUGAGCCCAACAUUCUAUCGAAGAAUAAGAAGUAG
Messenger RNA from Linnemannia hyalina, 1686 nucleotides. The record is from the annotation of a GenBank genome assembly. NCBI's taxonomy places the organism in Eukaryota, Fungi, Mortierellomycota, Mortierellomycetes, Mortierellales, Mortierellaceae.